GAUGAACGAGACCAUUCACACCAUCGUCACCGGCCGUAAGUGCUGGAAGACCAUGAAGGGCAAGGGCGAGGUCGUCUGGCCGCCCUAUCUCGAGGCCGUCCUCGUCGAAGGCCUCGAGAAAUACCGCCCUGUCGAGUCGCGCACCGCACGCGCUUUCGGCCGCUUUCCCAUGCGCAACAAGUUCAUCUCCGACUACAUCUACAACCGCACCGGCAAGCGGCGCACGCCCAAACAAGUCGGCAGCCGUCUCCAGCAGCUCCGCGAUACCACCGAGGGCAAGCGAAUACUCCAGCUCCUCUCGAGCCGCCACAUGGCCCUCAUGCAGCCCGCCAAGAGCGAGCCCCAGCCCGACGCGCUUCCUGGACAGAGCAGCAGCGCGGCAGAGAGCGCGCCCGCCGGUCCCCCGUGCAACCAUGUAUACAUCGACGUCGCACUCGACACCGGCGUGCCCACCAACGCGUACUCACAUGGCCUCAGCCCGCUCUCCGCGUCCAGCGCGGACCCGUCCUUCCAGUCGUCUGGCGCACGCCCGUUGCGUGCGAUAGACCCCACGGUGACGUUCAUGUCGCGCACGCUGCUGCACGCACACGCCCGCUCCGCGUUUCGCGUGUACGUGCGGGACAGCGAGCGUGUGGUGUAUACGG
Messenger RNA from Postia placenta MAD-698-R-SB12, 644 nucleotides. RefSeq lists its product as hypothetical. Gene Ontology annotation, molecular function: DNA-binding transcription factor activity. NCBI's taxonomy places the organism in Eukaryota, Fungi, Basidiomycota, Agaricomycetes, Polyporales, Adustoporiaceae. The record is from RefSeq and is a predicted model, not a curated record. The annotation marks the transcript as partial. The transcript has 3 exons. Gene Ontology annotation, biological process: regulation of DNA-templated transcription.